This is a messenger RNA of Brugia malayi, 1566 nucleotides long. It is a transcript of the gene Bma-gly-12, whose product is annotated as Glycosylation related protein 12, isoform, putative. Gene Ontology annotation, biological process: protein N-linked glycosylation. Bases 1 to 1566 code for a protein of 521 amino acids. Gene Ontology annotation, cellular component: Golgi apparatus. The record is from RefSeq and is a predicted model, not a curated record. Gene Ontology annotation, molecular function: alpha-1,3-mannosylglycoprotein 2-beta-N-acetylglucosaminyltransferase activity. NCBI's taxonomy places the organism in Eukaryota, Metazoa, Nematoda, Chromadorea, Rhabditida, Onchocercidae. The transcript has 12 exons.
AUGCUAUCAGUACCGAUGAACGAUGCGAUAGGAAGGCGAACGAUGAAGUGUGUGAUUGUGGUCAAACUGAGCCGACUUAUCAGCUUUUAUAUACGACGUCGAUGUUUCAUCGCGUUUUCUAUUAUAUCAAUUUUUCUUCUCAUCCUGCAAGGCAUACUAUUCAGUUCUUCGGAUAAACGGCCACAAGCAAAUGAUCGUAAGAUUUUGGAGAGCAAAAUAACUAAUAUUCUACACAUUGGUUCACUUCCUGCUGCUGCAAACAGGGCAGUAAGAGUUGAAAAUUUGUUAUUCGAUAAAAACAUAGCACAGUCAGUGACUGAUAGCAAUGAAAAAUUUGUUGCUGUGGUUUUGGUUAUGGCAGCGAAAAGGGAGCGUGCUAUCAGAAAUCAUUUAGAUCAAUUGAUAAAACUACGACCUUCUGCCGUUCAGUUUCCUAUUGUUAUCAGUCAAGACGGAGAUGAUCAGGCGGUAAUGGAAGCUAUUUCAUCUUUCACUAGUGAGGAAAAGAAAAUUACAUUUAUUCAUCACAAAGGACGAGCAGAACUUCCCAGUUAUUUGGAUUCUGGUUCCAAAAACUAUUUUCGUAUUGCACGUCAUUACAAAUGGGCUCUGGACGAAGUUUUUUUUAAAAUGAAAUAUGAGAUGGCGAUCAUCACUGAAGAUGAUCUUGACCUAGCGGAUGAUUUUUUUUCUUAUUUUGCGGCCUUAAAGCCAAUACUACUUGCUGAUGAAACAAUUUGGUGUAUUAGUGCAUGGAAUGAUAAUGGAGGUGCUAAUAUCACUGAUCGUAAGCACGGCGAGAAACUUUAUAGAACAGAUUUUUUCCCAGGAUUAGGAUGGAUGCUUACGGCUCAGUUAUGGAAUGAGUUAUCAGCAAAUUGGCCUGAAAUGUACUGGGAUGAUUGGAUGAGACGUCAAGAUGUACGCAAAGAAAGAGUUUGCAUUCGACCAGAAGUUUCAAGAACUUCUCAUAAUAAUGACUUAGCAGGGAAAGGUUCAAGCGGUGGAUUGUAUAAGAAAUAUCUGGCCUCUAUUCGUUUACCUGAAAUAGCAAUUGAUUUUUCGAAACUGGAUUUAAGCUAUUUAAUCAAAAGUAACUACGACAGUUUUUUAAAUCAAGAAAUCUCAGGUGCUGUUGUAUUAUCAACAGAUAGUUUUUUGAAUAAGACUUUUUCUGGAUCCGGGCCUUUCUUUGUUACAUAUAAAACGCCUAGGGAAUACCGACGCUUGGGAAAAUCUGUUGGAUUGAUGCUUGAUAUCAGAUCUGGUAUGCCACGAACAGCUUAUUACGGCAUUGUAACUUUCAUGUACUGUUCAGAACGUUUUUACGCAGUUCCAGAAAAGUUAAAUCUUUCGGCACCUAAUUUUGGUCUAAAACCUUCGUCUGACUACUAUAACGAAAAAUGGGACAAAAUGACUCGCUACCUCGAAUUUCAGGAAACGUAUUGCACGCCUACGAAGUAUAACGGAAAAUGCGAUCCGAAGGAUCCAGAUCUUAUUGCAUGGUUCGCGAAAAAAAGAUUAUCAAAGAGACUGAAGCACUGGGGUGAAAUGAUCAUCAAUUAA